This is a messenger RNA of Etheostoma cragini (Arkansas darter), 3047 nucleotides long. It is a transcript of the gene mgat5, whose product is annotated as alpha-1,6-mannosylglycoprotein 6-beta-N-acetylglucosaminyltransferase. The record is from RefSeq and is a predicted model, not a curated record. Lineage: Eukaryota; Metazoa; Chordata; Actinopteri; Perciformes; Percidae. The transcript is spliced from 17 exons. The coding region runs from base 418 to 2643 and encodes 741 amino acids. Gene Ontology annotation, molecular function: alpha-1,6-mannosylglycoprotein 6-beta-N-acetylglucosaminyltransferase activity. Gene Ontology annotation, cellular component: Golgi apparatus. Gene Ontology annotation, biological process: protein N-linked glycosylation.
UAAACUGUCACUCGCUUUCUGCAAGUGGGCAGAGCAAACAGGCUCGUGCGCCGUGGCUGGCUGAAAUCAUUCCAGUCUGCUCAACGCAGCGACGUCUCCACUCGCUCUUAUCCUGGAUUUUGAGUCCUAUUACCACCCGUAUAUCAUCACCUUGGGCUACCGACAAAAGCUAUUUAAAAGGAUGCGACAGAUUGGAAUCAGGCCACUGAGAUGUUACUGAGCGAUGAGGAUGGGUCAGAGAAGGAAAUCCCUUCGGUGAGGCAAACAAGCUGUGCGCCACGCCCCAAAACCACCGCAGCUACACCGGCUGACGCAGCCAUGCCCCGUCUGCCUUCCUAAAUCUCCUCCCCUGCCUCUGCACCUCCCCUUGGUCAAAUCAGAGUCACAGCAGCCCCAACAACUCCCUGUAAAGUCAGCAUGGCUACACCCUUUCUGUGGAAGCUGUCAUCCCAGAAGCUGGGCUUCUUCCUGGUCAGCUUUGGGUUCAUCUGGGGCAUGAUGCUGCUGCAUUUCACCAUCCAGCAGCGAGCCAGCCAUGAAAACAGCGCUGUGCUGAGGCAGCAGAUCCUGGACCUCAGCAAGCGCUACAUCAAGGCCCUGGCUGAAGAGAACCAAAGUGUCAUGGAUGGGCCGUAUGUGGGUACCAUGACCGCUUAUGAUUUGAAGAAGACCCUUGCAGUGCUGCUGGAUAACAUCAUGCUGAGGCUUGGCAAGCUAGAGUCCAAGGUGGAAAACAUCUACAACGGCACAGGGGGCAACCUGACCAACGGCACCAGCACUGCCACACCCAGCGCCACAAAUUCAGAAAAAGUAAACGUGGCAGACCUUCUAAACGGAGCCCAGGAGAAGUGUGAUCUGCCGCCUUUGGAGGGUUUCCCUCACUGCGAGGACAAGGUUAAGUGGAUGAAGGAGAUGUGGCGCUCAGACUCCUGCUAUGGCAACUACGGUGUAGAUGGAUCCACAUGCUCCUUCUUUAUCUACCUCAGCGAGGUGGAGAACUGGUGUCCUCGCCUGCCUUGGAGGAUAAAGAGCCUCAAUGAAGAUUUAGACAAGAGGGGACAGGCGGAGGUCCGGACCAGUUUUGAGGAGCUUUACCGCGUGAUGUCGCAACGCGAGGAGUUCCGCUGGAUGAUGCUGAGGAUCAAACGCAUGGCCGAGCCGUGGGUCAGCGCCAUCCGCUCGCUGGCUGCCAAGCAGAACCUUGCCCGGCGUCGGAGGAAGAAGAUCCUGGUGCACUUGGGCCUGCUGACUAAAGAGUCGGGCUUUAAAAUAGCAGAAAACGCCUUCAGCGGUGGCCCAUUGGGAGAGUUGGUCCAAUGGAGUGAUCUUAUAACCACGCUGUACCUGCUGGGCCAUGAUGUUCGCAUCUCAGCCUCCCUGGCGGAGCUUAAAGAGAUCAUGCGCAAAGUCAUGGGGAACAAGUCCAGUUGCCCGACUCAAGGUGACAAGGUGGUUGAGCUCAUCUACAUUGACAUCGUGGGCCUCACCCAGUUUAAGAAGACGCUGGGACCUUCCUGGGUCCACUACCAGUGCAUGUUGCGUGUGCUGGAUUCGUUCGGGACGGAACCAGAGUUCAACCACGCCCACUACGCCCAGUCCAAGGGUCACAAGACGCCCUGGGGGAAGUGGAAUCUCAACCCGCAGCAGUUCAACACCAUGUUCCCGCACACCCCAGACAACAGUUUCCUGGGCUUCGUUGUGGAGCAGCACCUCAACGCCAGCGACAUCAGACACAUCGAUGACAUCAAGAGACAGAACCAGUCACUAGUCUACGGCAAGGUUGACAACUUCUGGAAGGACAAAAAGAAAUACCUUGACACCAUCCACAGCUACAUGGAUGUCCAUGGCACCGUGCACGGCACCAGCACCGUUCACCUUCCAAGCUACGUCAAGAACCACGGCAUCCUGAGCGGCCGAGACCUGCAGUUCCUCCUCCGGGAAACCAGGUUGUUUGUGGGUCUGUCCUUCCCCUACGAGGGUCCUGCCCCCCUGGAGGCCAUCGCCAACGGCUGUGCUUUCCUUAAUCCCAAAUUCAACCCUCCAAAGAGUAGCAAGAACACAGACUUCUUCAAAGGCAAACCCACGCUGAGAGAGCUGACCUCUCAACAUCCGUAUGCCGAGGUGUACGUGGGUCAACCCCAUGUGUGGACGGUGGAUAUUGAAAACUCUGCCGAGGUGGAGAGGGCCAUUCGUUCCAUCCUCAGCCAGAAGAUUGAGCCCUACCUGCCCUACGAAUUCACCUGCGAGGGUAUGCUGCAGAGAGUCAACGCCUUCAUUGAGAACCAGGACUUCUGCCACGGUCAGGUGAUGUGGCCCCCUCUCAGCGCUCUGCAGGUGAAACUGGCCGAGCCGGGUCACUCCUGUAAGCAGGUGUGUCAGGAGGAGCAGCUCAUCUGUGAGCCCUCCUUCUUCCAACACCUCAACAAGGACAAGGACCUGGCCAGGUUUGGUGUGGACUGUCAGACGGUGGAGUCGAGCGCAGACACGCUGGUCCCGGCCUACAGUGAGGCUCGCCACCACUGCAUCUUCCAGUCUGACCUGCUGUUGUUCAGCUGCGCGGGCGACCACCAGUCGCUGCGACGCAUCUGCCCCUGCCGCGACUACAUGAAGGGCCAGGUGGCGCUGUGCAAAGACUGCCUAUAGCACCAACACCCAGGCUGAAGGAAGGGGGGGGGGGCUGACAUAGGCUUGGGCGGUGUUCAGGUGUUGCUGGUUGCCGUUUAACGAAGUCGGAGCAGCUCAAUGGGUGUGUUUGAGAGACAUGCAGCUGUCAAUCAAACACACACACACCAGACUUUUGUGGGAAGCUUUCUGUGCAGAUAAACAUUCACAGGACUGCGUAUGUUCAUCAUAUUUAUUGUUUUCCCCAGCUGCUGGAGGUAAAGCAGCCAAGUUGAGCAUACGUCAACCCUCUGGAUCACCGGCGGCGCUACGAGUCCCGGAGGCGGUGUAAAAUUACUUGAAUCAACAAAGAGAGUUGUCUUUAAAACUGCAGCCUCCUUGGUGGACUGCACAUCAGUGACUGCCUGCCUGUUUGUCUUGAGGUU